UUAUAAAAUUCUUAGAAAAUGAAUAAACAAAUCUCACAAGUUAUUUAAAACGACUUGAGUCGUUUAUUUUGAUUCAUGCUGAUUAUUAAAAUUCUCAUGAAAAAUCAUUAUGUGUGAGUGUGAGUGGAAUUGAAACGAUUUAGAGAAGAGAUUAGAUGGAAGUGGGAUCGAGAAGACUCUUGGGAGUUCAAUUGAAGGUGAGGUAUUUUAUUGUUACUAAGCUUGAGCUAAAAAUUAAUUGUUUUAGAGCAAAUACAAGACUUUUUAACUGAUAGUUAUUUAGAAUUAAGAAAAAAGCGCGAAUAAUUCUGACAGUCUACGCAAUGUUCAGCACCUUGCACCACUUGGUAUCAGAUAUCACUCACAACAUGUACAUUUGAACUUUAAUUAUUAUUUAUCACCGCCUGUUACUCGUAUUGACGUUCAAACAUGGAUGCAAAAAUCAAACAUAAGUAUCAAUAAUCCACCUGUCUUGUAUCCGGCACCUUUCUGCUGCUUAGGAAUUGUGUCGAUGGGUAUUUGUGUCAAUUACAGGGAGACUGAAACCUUUGGUGGAUUAUCCGGAAUGCUGCGUCAAAUACUAUCACCUUCACCGGAGACUGGAGAUAGUUCUUUUCUAAACUGCUGCAAUCUUCAGCCAGGCAGCUAUACCAGUUAUCCAAGCAUGCUGUCUUCAAGUGUCCAAUAUAUUGCUCCAGUAUCUUCUCCAUAUAUUCAUCCCUCCCAUCCUUCUGCAAUGACAUCUCUUGAGCAAGUAUCCUCUUUUGAGCAUCUAGAAGUUCACACCGAGUCACAUCCCUGUUUGAGCUGUGGUCUUGAUUUCCGCAGUGCUCUUAAACUUAACUAUCAUCUACGAACACAUCACCAAAUUAAUCCUAAUGAGAUUCGUCGAAGAUACGAUGCCAAUAUCAAUGAGAAUAACAAUCAAAUCAAAUUUUCUUGUUCAAUAUGUGGAAGAGUAUUUCCUAACUUGGGUUACUUACGGAUGCAUGAAAGCUCACAUACAUCGUUGAAUUCACCUCAACCAAUUCAAGCUAAUGUGAUUAUAGCUAAUGUACCAAUGAUGUCACCAUCAGAAUCGAAUGAUCAAACCUUCAACUGUGAUCAAUGUCAAGCAAGUUUUCGAUAUCGUACACUUCUUGAGCGUCACAAAAAGAUACAUAUGACAAAUCAAGAUAAGCCCUACAGUUGCUCACGCUGUCCAAUGCGUUUUGAAACGCGAACUUUAUAUAAUCAUCAUGCGAAGACUCACAAGUCUGUCAAUCACAUCACACCAACUUCAGGAAUAAUAAAUACUACCAGCAAUAUGAAUCACCAUUCCACAUCAACUACCUCAACGGUGAAUGCAACAAUUGAAAAACCUUUUGAAUCUCCAGUGUCUUAUCCUUGUGAUUCAUGUCCGAAGCAAUUUCUUACAAUUGAAUCUUUGACAAGUCACAAGGCAAUACAUAGAUCUCGUCCACUGGUUUGUGAUGUUUGUGGCAAAGGAUUUACUCAUAGAAAAUAUUACGUCGUUCAUCAACGCAUUCACACUGGAGAAAGACCUUACCUUUGUGCUAUGUGCGGCAAGUCAUUCACUCAAGCAUCGACGCUCACCGUACAUCGACGCUAUCACACUGGCGAGCGACCCUACACCUGUACUCUCUGUGGAAAAGGAUUCGUUACGCGUACAAUAAUGCUCAAUCACAUGAAGAAACACUGAGGAAAAAACAACCUCAUUAUAAUGCAAUUAAUGUCACGUUGUCGCUGUGAUAUUUGUUUUUUUUUUCUUAUUUUUUUAUUAAUAUCGAUUAGUUGAGUAAUAUUAAUAUUAAAAUUGUUAAGUAGAUUAGAAAUUGGCCAGAAACUAUUGUUGGAAUAAUUCCAAGUUAAACAUUUACUGGCCGGCCAAUGUUAUUGUGCCUUUUCAAUCGAGUUUAAUACUCGAGUACCGCGGAUUCGCGAAUUUUUCAAAAAGAAUUCAAAGUGCCUUGAUAAUUAUAAAUAGAGCCACUUGUAGAAUCUUUCAAGUUGACUCUGAUCUUAUGCCAAGUUCACAAAAGAACUUUAUAUUGUAGUUGACUUUAGGUAGAUAUAUUAUAAUCAAGUUGCCAAGUUGGCUAGUAGGUUCAAAACAGUGAUACUAUACUAGUUUAAUAACCGAUCGUCCGUGUAAUCGUUUCUUAUUGAUCAUUAUUAUAUUCUAUGUUAUUUGAUGUAAAACAACAAAAACAAAUCCGUGCCCUGCAUUUAACUCGGUCGUUUCUCAUACCGUCUAUAUUAAU
Molecule: messenger RNA, 2264 nt
Organism: Chelonus insularis
Lineage: Eukaryota; Metazoa; Arthropoda; Insecta; Hymenoptera; Braconidae
Product: gastrula zinc finger protein XlCGF26.1-like
Exons: 1
Coding region: 434-1702 (422 amino acids)
Biological process (GO): regulation of DNA-templated transcription
Molecular function (GO): RNA polymerase II cis-regulatory region sequence-specific DNA binding; DNA-binding transcription factor activity, RNA polymerase II-specific
Source: RefSeq, a predicted model, not a curated record